Molecule: messenger RNA, 2817 nt
Organism: Eruca vesicaria subsp. sativa (arugula)
Lineage: Eukaryota; Viridiplantae; Streptophyta; Magnoliopsida; Brassicales; Brassicaceae
Source: the annotation of a GenBank genome assembly
AUGAAGAGCACCAGGGUAACUUCUUCUCAGAUUCUGAACGAUGAAAACAGAGACAUAAGUGAGCAUCUUCGUAACCAUAUUCACUUAACCAACUCUAUUCACUUGAAGAACCAUAUGCACAACAACAAACAAGGUCCGGUUUCAACAGACCGGUCUCUUCUUAUGAGAGAUCUCGUCCUUCUUCAGAGAUCAAGAUCUCUCAGAGACCCAUCAGCGAACUCUCCUUCUGUGAUGGUUCAUAAGGAAGGAAGAAGCAGAAGAAAAAGAAGAUCCGUUGAUCAGGAUGUAGUUAAGAAAUCUGGUCUUAAGUUGUCUAGUUCAUCUCCAGUUUUGAACUUUGGUACUUCUAAAGUGACUCCUUCUGAUGAAAGAUGUGAUGCGUUGAGUGAGAAGAGUUACGCAACUGAGGUUUAUAGCGUUGCUUCUGUUACAUCAAGAGAUAAGGCUAAUGUCAAGACUCUGUCUGAUCAGUUAAACGAGGUUUUAGGUGGUGAUAGUGAUGAUGUGGUUUCUAGUAACGUUCGAGGGCGUAGAAGACGGAAGUUUAGAGGAGACAGGAGAGCCAGAAGGGAGGUUACCGUUAGAGACAAUGUCGGUGAGAAGUAUGAGGAAGAAGAAGGAAGACAAGGCAUGACCAGAGCUGUUCCAAGAAACGGUUGUGGACUUCCGUUUAAUUGGUCAAGAAUCCAUCAUAGAGGCAGAACUUUCCUUGAUAUAGCUGGUAGGAGUUUAUCUUGUGGAAUGUCUGAUUCAAAAGGAAGGAAAGGCUUAACCGAUAUGCCAAUGUCUUCAGCUUCAAGCUCAUCUUUCACCAAACUUGAUCACGAGGCGUUACAUAGUGCAGACAAUGAAGACUGGGAGCAUGAUUACUCCGGAGAGUUGGGUGUUUUCGCUGACGAUUUACUCAAGAAUGGUGAGAAACACAGCAGCAGAAAUGCUCGGCGGCAUCAAAGCUUUACGCAGAAAUAUGCUCCAAGAACGUUCCGGGAUGUCGUUGGACAGAGCCUGGUCGUACAGGCUCUGUCCAACGCUGUUGCUAAACGGAGAGUGGGGCUUCUUUAUGUCUUCCACGGUCCGAAUGGGACCGGGAAAACAUCGUGUGCACGCGUUUUCGCUAGAGCUUUGAACUGUCAUUCUACAGAACAGUCAAAGCCUUGUGGUGUCUGCAGCUCAUGUGUUUCUUAUGAUAAUGGUAAGAACAGGAACAUUCGUGAGAUGGGUCCUGUAAAAAGUUUUGACUUCGAGAAUCUGAACAUCUCUAAGCAGGAAAGGCAUCAUCAUCAUCACCUUGUGUUCAUAUUCGAUGAUUGUGAUACUAUGUCAACAGCUUGUUGGAAUUCGCUUUCGAAAGUCGUGGACCGAGCACCAAGUCGUGUUGUUUUCGUUCUUGUCUGCUCGAGUCUUGACUCUCUGCCUCACAUUGUUGUUUCGAGGUGCCAGAAGUUCUUUUUCCCUAAGCUCAAAGAUGCGGAUAUCAUCGGUUCAUUGCAAAGGAUUGUGUCAAAGGAAGAGAUUGAUAUCGAUAAAGAUGCGUUGAAGCUUGUUGCUUCGAGAUCAGAUGGUUCCUUGAGAGACGCUGAGAUGACUCUAGAACAAUUGAGUUUGCUUGGAACAAGAAUCUCUGUUCCUUUAGUUCAAGAAAUGGUUGGGUUAGUUUCUGAUGAGAAGUUAGUUGAUCUUCUUGAUUUUGCUUUAUCUGCGGAUACUGUGAACACCGUGAAGAAUCUGAGAAUGGUAAUGGAAACUGGAGUAGAACCGUUAGCUUUAAUGUCGCAGCUCGCAACCGUCAUAACCGAUAUCCUCGCCGGAAGCUAUGAUUUUGCUAAAGAUCAACAUAAAAGAAAGUUUUUCCAGCCACAACCAUUGUGUAAAGAAGAUAUGGAGAAACUGAGACAAGCUUUGAAAACGUUAUCUGAAUCAGAGAAACAGUUGAGAGUAUCAAACGAUAAACUAACUUGGCUAACUGCUGCGUUGCUCCAGCUAGCUCCUGACCAACGAUACUUGCUUCCUCCUCCUGGUUCUUCUGCUGAUUCUAGCUUCAACCGUAGUCCGUUAAUGGAUCCUAGUCCUUGUAACGACGUUAGAGGUCAUAGUGGAGAAAGUUUCAGUAUCAUAAACCGACCUUCGGUUGAAGAUAUUUGGGUAGCGGUUGUAGAGAACGUUCGUGUUAGCAGUUUAAAAGAGUUUCUUUAUAAGGAAGGGAAGAUAUUUUCUAUUAGUAUCGGUUCAGCUCCUACGGUGCAGUUAAUGUUCAAUUCGCCAGUAACGAGAUUAACGGCUGAGAAUUUUAGAGAUCAUAUUUUGAGAGCGUUUGAGGCGGUUCUUGGAGCUCCGGUCACGUUAGAGAUCAGAAUCGAGUCAAAGAAAGAUCCGAGAAGAAGCGAAAUCAUGGAACUGGAGGAUGGAUGUGAAUGUGCAGUGACGCGGGAGGCGAAGGAAAACAAGAACCAGAGCAUUGUGAGAGGAAAAGUCUCGUUGAGUCAAGUGAUUAAGCAAGGUGAAGGAAACAGUUGGUCGAAACGCAAAGCUUUGUUGAUUGCGGAGAAGCUUGAACAUGAGAAUCUGAGGCUUGAAUCUAGGUCAAGAAGUUUGGUAUGUUGGAAAGCGAUGAGAAGCGUACGUCGCAAGCUAUGGAGACUGAAGGUGAGGACGAGAAGAGUGCGAUUACAUUCGUUGUGGAAGUUUGUCUCGUGUGGGAAAUGUUUACCUGUGAGAUCUCCGUCUAGAUUAUAGAUAGGCUGUUUUAUAUUCACCAAGUAUUAAAUAGUUCGUUGUUCGUUCCUUUUUUUUGUCAACUUUUUUUUUUUUUCAACUUCG